Myotis myotis is the source of this 1713-nucleotide messenger RNA. RefSeq names its product tetraspanin 6 (gene TSPAN6). The record is from RefSeq and is a predicted model, not a curated record. Gene Ontology annotation, cellular component: membrane. The transcript is spliced from 8 exons. The coding region runs from base 137 to 874 and encodes 245 amino acids. NCBI's taxonomy places the organism in Eukaryota, Metazoa, Chordata, Mammalia, Chiroptera, Vespertilionidae.
ACUGAACAGUGUUUCCGGCUCUUCUCAGUUGCGGACGCUCGUAAGUGCUCGGCAGUUUCCGGGGAGACUCGGGGACGCCGCUUUUCGCUUCCUCGGCUCUGAUCCCCAGUUCGGCGGGCAGGGUCCAGGGCUAGUCAUGGCGUCCCCGUCUCGCAGACUGCAGACUAAACCAGUCAUCACUUGUUUGAAGAGCGUCCUUCUGAUCUACACUUUCAUAUUCUGGAUCACUGGUGUUAUCCUUCUUGCCGUUGGCAUUUGGGGCAAGGUGAGCCUGGAGAAUUAUUUCUCCCUUUUAAAUGAGAAGGCCACCAAUGUUCCCUUCGUGCUCAUCGGCACUGGCACUGUCAUCAUUCUUUUGGGCACCUUUGGCUGUUUUGCUACCUGCCGAGCUUCUGCGUGGAUGCUAAAACUGUAUGCAAUGUUUCUGACUCUCAUUUUUUUGGUUGAACUGGUCGCUGCCAUUGUUGGAUUUGUUUUCAGACAUGAGAUUAAGGACAGCUUUAAGAAUAAUUAUGAGAAAGCUUUAAAGCAGUAUAAUGCUACGGGAGAUUAUAGAAGCAAUGCAGUAGACAAGAUUCAAAGUACGUUACAUUGUUGUGGUGCCACAGACUUUAGAGAUUGGAAGGAUACUAAUUAUUACAUAGAAAAAGGAUUUCCCAAGAGCUGCUGUAAAGUUGAAGAUUGUUCUCCUCAGAGGGAUGCUGAUAAAGUAAACAAUGAAGGUUGUUUUAUAAAGGUGAUGACCAUUAUAGAAUCAGAAAUGGGAGUUGUUGCUGGAAUUUCCUUUGGAGUUGCUUGUUUCCAGCUGAUUGGAAUCUUUCUCGCCUACUGCCUCUCUCGCGCUAUAACAAACAACCAGUAUGAGAUAGUGUAACCAACAUUACAUAUGCUUACUCCUUUCCAUCUUUAAGGAUAUUUACAUUACCCUCUGUGAGCUACUAGAUUGCCUGGUUUGGAAAACUGCCCCAUAUUACCCAUUGACCGAAAAGCUAUACCAAUAGUCUGAUUCAAUUUAGACAUUUGUCCAGUAUUGUAUAAGUCCACCUUUUGUCCCUAUCAUCAUGUAAGAUCAUUGAAACUUUCUUCUCUCUAUGAAACACUGGAAGAGCUAGUAAAUUGUAAAUGAAACAAUGUUUGCUUGUUCCUCCUGAUUAUUGUUUUUCUUAAUGUAGGGCUUUGAAAGGCACUGUGGAUUUUCUGUUUUGAUGUACUGUUAUAAAAUGAGAAAUUGACCCCUUUGAACUGGCCCCUUCUGAGCCAAGGUUUAUGUGAUUUGAUUGCAUAAUUUGCAUCAAUAAGGUAAAAUGUUUUCAUUAGUCUCUCUCUGUUCUGAUAGGCAUUGUGUAAUUUAAUUCCAGCCACGAGUUGGAUGGCACCCAUCAGAGUUGCCAGAUGGUGGUAACAGUCUCUGACCUAAGGUACCCAAGACUAAAGGGCACUACCAUUUCUGUGACACAUCAGAUAGCAGCACACUUAUACUUUACAUUUCUUUGCCUCCAAGUUCAGGUGUUUAUAUUUCCUCCAUCACUUGAAAGGUUCUAAUUAAUGGUGUUAGAAUUAGUGUGUUUUCCUGAGAAAUUUAAAGCAACUCAUCUUCAUUAGCUUUAGCUGGUAUUAUCUUACCAGAUUGAUAUGACUUAAUUAUCAAUAUCAUGGUCAACUUUAAUAAUCUUCGUUUUGGUUUAUGCCUUUGAUUCAUAAAUAUGACUUUUA